CGGGUACGGGUACGGGUACGAGACGGCGGCGUCCCGCGGGCUGCCCGCGGCGCGGCUGAGAGCACAGAGCGCAGAGCUGCGGGAAUCAGAUCAUGAAGGUGAAGAUGGACAGGACUUUCAAGUAAUUGAAGAAGUUGAAAUGGUAUCAGUAUAUAUAUCUCAGUAUACAAGGUGCUGUUUUGGAAGAAUAGCCUCUGAUCAAGAUUAAAAAUUGCUGUUGGAAUAAUAUGCGAACAGAUCAUGAAGAACUCUGUGGCACCAGUUAUGGAUCUUUUUGUCUAAAUGGAGGAAUUUGUUAUAUGAUUCCUACUGUAUCCAGUCCAUUCUGCAGGUGUAUUGAGAACUACACAGGAGCCCGUUGUGAAGAAGUUCUGCUGCCCAGCAUCAAGUCUCAAACAAAAGGUGACCUGUUUGCCGUUCUCUUGGCUUCACUACUUCUGCUAGGAGUUCUUUUAACUGGAACAUUCUACUUCCUUUGCAGGAAAGCAUCCAUUCCCAGAACAAGUUCAUCAGAGUGUGGGGCCAACCUGGUUGAGACCACAAGCAGCAAUGUCUGCAACAAAAUAAUAACAGAGUAAAGCAUUAGCAUGGAAGAAUGGUGAGAAAACGACAUGCAGAGCAACCAUAAAAGUUGUAGUGGUUGAAAUGGUAAGGGGGUUAAGUAAAGAAAGUAGGCUGUAAGAAGAGGCCUACUUCUGUGUUAGAGAAAAUUGCAAUUAAUACAUAAACAGUUGCAUUUAGCAGAGUUUUAUGUAUUUUUAAGGGUGUAUCAAAUUAUACAGAAAUCACUAUAACCUAUGUUUGAAUUUUGUGAGAUACCAUUUUCAACGAUGAACAGAUAAAAGCAUGAUAUAAUUUUGUUUCUUAUUGCAUGAGAAUUAUGAAAUCUUUUUUCACUACAAAGAGAACAUGAGACAAUCAUAGGACUUUUUAGCACGAGGUAAUACCAUGAACUUUUGAUACGACUGUCCCAAAGGAGUUAAGGACUCUCUUCAUUCAGUAGCUUCAAAAUUUAUACUUGUCAGAUAUGUCACGGAUUUGGCUUGUUUCAGAAUACACUUACCAGAUGUAGGAGAAAAGAAGUACCUUUCUUCAGCUAAUACUGUUUGUUUUUAUUAAUAGUAAGAUAUGAGGGUGAGAUACCACUGCUAGUGUAUUGGUCAGCUUUCUGGCACAAGAUUUUAAUUCAAAUUAAACAAAAAUACUAAGAAAAGAGGUUGGUAAUGGUUAGUAGUAGUCUACUGGGUAGAGCAUUUACCCUUUGCUUGGUAUAUGUCCCUAAUAUUAAGCAAUGUACCUUUCUUGAUGGUUUUAUUUUUGUCUUGCCUUCUUCUAAAAUUCUCACUACUGAUCUAAGUCUUACCUUAAGUUUUCCAGUUGAUAUUUCAGACACUAGAAGUCAGGAAGUGUAUUCAUUGGGUCCAUUCCUGAAACAAUACAUUAUCCAGCCAGGUGUGUUGGCUGGACAAGCACUGCCCUCUCUAAGGAUCCCUUUGUUUUACUCACAUAACCAUUUGCUGAUCACACCAAUAUAUAUAUUGCUAUCUGGUUCCUUACAGGAUUCCCUUACUCUGGCAAAGAGAGGUCAAAUGACAUGGUCUUUCUCUCUUUCUGCCUUGAUGACACAAAGAGACCAGAUGGGUAGUCAGCGGCACAGAAAAUGGGAAUUGAAUAAUUUUAUUUUCAACUCAUUUCUAUCACUGGAGGUUGCAACUAGGAAAAAACACACCUAUUUCCAUAACGGCACAUUACCUAGCAGUUCACUCUAUGGCAUUUAUAAUGUUGUUUUGAAGAGAAAGUUUAUUGAGAAAAUUCCAGGAUUUCAAAGGGGAGAAAAUGCUGAAUGCAGAUUUCUCAUCUCUAAAAUAAAAAAACUGGAGGUGUAUAAAAAUGUAGGUGCAAAGAAAAAUUUGAACAAGCUUCAAUUCCUAGGGUGUCUACUGCAUGCUCUUGUGUCAGAAAAAAUACUGUGUAUUUUAUAUCAACGUAGACGAAAGCACAGCAAGACAGAGAAGAAAAGGCACAAUGCUACAGUGUAUAAGGUAAGAAGUCAAGGAGAAAACCGUAAUAUAAAAACUAUUAGAAAACAACACAGAAAAAUACAUUACUUUUUGAGGACUCAUUUCAGAGAAGUUGGAGCCCAAGUUAAAGCUCAGCAUCUACAGGGAAAAUCUGAAAGCAUCAAAGCAAGUAGAGGCCCGGAUCCAGAGAAGUUGCUUACUACGUUAUAUAAAUCACUGAAAGAUAAGUUUCUCCCCAAAUUAACUGAACUUAGAUGUUAUUUCUUGGACUUCAAACCCUUAGCAGAUACUCAUGAGGAAGCUGAUAAUGUUGUUUUAAAGGCUAGGAAAGAUGAAAGUGGUUUUUCAUCACAUAUGGACAUACCAGCGUUAAAUGCAGAGUUUAGAUGUGCAGCAAUACUGACAGCUACAUUAGAAUCCGUGUUACUUAAAAUACUUGGCAUAGCCUCAGUGGAAAUUAGUCACAGACAGCUGUUAAAUAAUUUCCAUGUGUUAUUGAUCAUGAGACAUUCAGACUUAGUAAACUUCAGCACGCUAUUUUCAUUGAAAGAAGAAAAGGCUUAUGGUCAUCUUAAAUGGAAAUUCAGGAAGGAAAUACUAACAGAAGAUGUGAAAAAUAAAUGGAUUCAAGUUGUACGCUAUAAUCUCUUACAACCCUCUCAGCUUUCCAGACAAGCAUGGAAUAGUUACUCAGUAUUACCAAUCAUGUUUCCAUUAUCCAGGAAACAAAUUACACAAAAAGUGAGAAUGAAUAAACCAAAACCAUGUUUAAAUGCAAACAAAUUGAUUUAUGAAACAACGUUAUCUUUGAAUGAAAUCCUAUUAGCGAUUCCGGUUCCUUCUAAUCCAUUGCAACUGAGAACAUUUCAGCUUCUAAAAUUACUUAUUUCAACUCACAAGCUUGGGGAAUUUGUCUUUCAGGUCAAAAGUAGAUUAGGCUACAAAUUCAUUUUCAGCUGGCCAAAUGCCACAGAAAGUGCAGGGUAGCCAACCUUACAUCCAAUUUAAUAAAAUUGUGCAACGCUUGCUUACAAAAUUAAGCAAGUAGUCCUGUGAGCAAGAAAGCUACAGGAACACUGGUUCCAAUGGAUCUGAUCUUGAGCCCGGAGUCAGUGGAACAUAAAAAGUGUUAGGUGUAUAGACGGGGAUGAGUCAGUCUCUUCUCUGCUUGACUCCAGUUUUCAUGAAACAUAAAAUCUCCUGUCUUUGACAUUACCCCUCCACCAGUUUAAAGGUUACAAGGGGAAGAGAAGGGGAAAAGACUAGUUUCCUAGGAGCCUACACUAAUACAAUUACACACCAAUUGAUUUGUUACAGCAAGAAGUCUCUUAUACUUGAGGAUCGUGUUUUCCUUCCUCAUAGUAAAGGGCUCUUCUUACUGUGUUAGUGAAUCCUUCUGAUCAUUUGCAGAACAAAAUGCCAACCACCACUAACAGGAAAUCUCUUUAGAGACCUAAGUAAGAGGCUGCUUAUAUGUUGUUCAGUCUCUCCUGCAUUUUUUCAAAUACCUGUUCAAGGAAAAUGAAGAUUUUUCUGUGCUGCAGUCUUUGGAUUUGUAUCAUUAAAUAUUAUGUUGUAAGACCAAUGGGCAAUACAUUUGGUAGCACUACCCAUUCUAACAGCACCUUCAAUAUUAUUCCACCUCUUCACAAUUUACUGCACAAAUAUAUAUAUAUAUAUUUUUUCCUCCUGGCCCUGCAUUUUGAAAGAACAGCAGAGAGGCUCUGACAGUAUGACUUAGUUAUUUCAAAAUGGACAGCAGGAAAUAAAUUGGGGAGAGAACUUGCCACAACAGACGUUCCAUCUGUGCCACUGCUUUCUGUUUUAAGUGUUGUGACUGUGGGAACUACCAACUGACCAGAAUCCAAGCAGAAAGGUAAAGCAGUGAUCAUAGCUAAUAAGCUAAAAUUUCCUGUUAUGUGUUCAGCAAAUUCUGUAUCGGGAGAUAUGUACCUAGAAGGGGCUGCCCAGGGAGAGAGAGCUUUUGUUCAAGGUGGUUAUGGAUGGAACAUGGGACAACCACCUCUUCUAUAUUAAAAGAUAAGCCCACACCCCUCAAUUAAGUUCCACUGGUAUUUGGCGUCCUUUCAGCUUUAAAUGAUACCAAGCUAUUUAAGAUAAAACUGACAGAACUGAGGAUUAGUUUGGGUAGAAGUUUUCACUUGUACUACGACCAUAUUCAAACCCGGGAAUAUUACUGAAGGCGUAUCUGUGUGAGUCGGGGUGGGGGGGAACUAGGUUAUGAUUCUCUGGCAAUGUUAUUUACAUUAGCAGGAUGCAAAUGUUCAUUGUAUCUCUCUCUCUAUGUAAUGUCCUCUGUUGACAUGUAUGCAUGUUAAUGAAGAGAUGGAACAUUACUGUAUUUCUGUUUAUACUGAAUAACCAGAAGAAUCUAGACAUAAAUUGUUGUGUUUUGUUUUGUUUUGUUUUUUUUAAAGAUAAGUGAAAAAGGUUCUUCGUUAAGCAAGUACUGCAGUAUUUUCUGCACUUCAGGGGAAAACAGACAAACAAAAACGUGUUUGCCUAAAGAUGUUAACAAAAUAAUCAUUGUUGUAUGUAAUAUUACUUGCUUGUGCUUAUUCCAA
This is a messenger RNA of Oxyura jamaicensis (ruddy duck), 4606 nucleotides long. It is a transcript of the gene NRG4, whose product is annotated as neuregulin 4. The record is from RefSeq and is a predicted model, not a curated record. The transcript is spliced from 7 exons. NCBI's taxonomy places the organism in Eukaryota, Metazoa, Chordata, Aves, Anseriformes, Anatidae. Gene Ontology annotation, molecular function: chemorepellent activity. Gene Ontology annotation, biological process: intracellular signal transduction; nervous system development; animal organ development. The coding region runs from base 228 to 578 and encodes 116 amino acids.